This is a messenger RNA of Adineta ricciae, 1113 nucleotides long. Lineage: Eukaryota; Metazoa; Rotifera; Eurotatoria; Adinetida; Adinetidae. The record is from the annotation of a GenBank genome assembly.
AUGAGCAAACUGCAUGCAAUACCCGAUUCUCUACCCCAGUUGAUAUAUCAUUGCAAUUUUGAACAUGAGUUUUCGUUUUUACACAUAACAGGAUCUCAACCGCAGCGAGCACCAGCUGGAUAUCGUUCAUCGUCUGUCGAUGUGCCAAGAGGCUCAGCUAGUCGAUCAUUGGUACCGGCAACGAAUUCACGAAACAAUGCUUUGGAGCGUGUUGCACAGAAUCCGAUUCGUUUUCAUGAAGAGAAUGGAAUGAUGGUACCAGAUGGUUAUACGUCGCGUGUGAUUCGUCCUGCUGCUAGAGCAGAUGUUGUAACAAUGGCUCGAGCGAUGAACCGUGAUUUUGGUUCCAAAGCACAAGCCAUGUUUCAAAGCGAAGUAGAUGCAGCUCGUGAGGCGAUCGAACAAGAUCUCUAUAUCAGUUAUCGACAACCGGGUAAAGAUUAUGACUGCUAUCGUGUUGGAUCGAUUGGCAAAUGUUUUUGUGGGCAUACCCUUGGCGAACAUGCAAGAUUCACUGGUAAAGUCAGACGUUUGAAAUGUCAAUCAGGCGGCUGUGCUUGCGAUGCAUUUGCUUAUAUUCCAUCUCGACCGGAUGAAGCUGGUGAGUUUUGGCUAUUAAAACGACCUGGUUUUGAUCCGUCGACUUGGCGUGCGAAGUGUCGAUGUGGACAUGCACACGAUCGUCAUGAGCCCAAAUACAAACGAUGUAAAGAAUGUAGUUGCAGCAAUUUCAAUUCGAAUUUUCUCUGUGCUGCAUGUAAUAAUCAUUGGGAACAGCAUGAGACUUUUAUUGAGCGUGGUAGCGAACGUGAACAGCAGAAACUACCAACAGGCGAAUUCUAUAUGCCAUUUGCGGAAUUACCUGAUAUGCAACAAGUCAUUUUGACGGGUUCAGAUGCGCACAUGCCAAGUCCAUAUUUGGAUGCCGCACCAAGGCAAGCUGUGCAACAUAGUGGCGGACGUGCCGCAGCCUUGCAAGGACCCAAUCGACCAGCUAUCGGCUAUGGUCAGCAUUCAAAUGCAUCAACUCGUGGUGAUAAUGGCGCCAGUCAACGAGGCCCUGCGCGAGGACGUGGACCUUUGCGUGGUAAUCAUCAAGCAACUGAAGAAUAA